This is a messenger RNA of Cottoperca gobio, 2936 nucleotides long. It is a transcript of the gene ticam1, whose product is annotated as TIR domain containing adaptor molecule 1. The record is from RefSeq and is a predicted model, not a curated record. The transcript is spliced from 2 exons. NCBI's taxonomy places the organism in Eukaryota, Metazoa, Chordata, Actinopteri, Perciformes, Bovichtidae. Gene Ontology annotation, biological process: positive regulation of canonical NF-kappaB signal transduction; positive regulation of type I interferon production; TRIF-dependent toll-like receptor signaling pathway. Bases 298 to 2058 code for a protein of 586 amino acids. Gene Ontology annotation, molecular function: signaling adaptor activity. Gene Ontology annotation, cellular component: endosome.
CUGUUGCAAGCUAGCAGAGGCCUACAACAGACGGUACGGCCACUGAUUAACUUGUUAACAAAAGUUUGGCAAGACUCAACUGCAGUGUUCUGCGGUCGAUCUCAAAUGUGCAGUAAGGAUUUCCUGUUUGGAGAAAAUAGUUUUCUACUGGUGGGACUGAACUGGAAAAGAGACUAAACAAGAAUGUCCAUGAAACUGUGCACCCCUUUCUUCGACAUAUCAAGUUCUUGCAAAAUCCCAUGUGCUCCUGUCAGCUUCUGCCAUAGGUUGGAGGUUAAGUAGCACGAAAAACUGAAAAUGAGUCACGCAGGACAAGAAAAUCAAGGGACGGGACUGAGAGACAUCUUCGACAUAGUAGUUAAAGCACCUCCGGAUCGACUGCUAAGUCUGACAUUCCAGCUGGGUGAGACUCCUGAAGAUAAUAUCAUACACGCCCUAUGUCUGAUCGUUCUCCAGAAAGAGGCGCGAGCCCUGAACAAACUCCAGAUGCUGAAAGAUAACUACCUCGCUCAACAUCUAGCUGAAAAGUGGCAAAUGAGUGAAAGCAAAUUAGAAGAUUUUGCCAUUCUUUGUGGUCAUUUUCAGGAGUUUACAGCAGAAUCUUUGACACUGUUGGCCCGUAUUUUCAAGGUUUUGUCAGAACAGAGGCUGUGUGAGCCAUGUCUGAGAAAUCUGGCGUAUAAGAGAGCCCUUUCCAGUGGCAAUCAAAAAACAAGCAAUUGUGAGGAUCUGGAGAAUGAUCAUCUCAGAGAGGAAGCUAAAGUUGUCUGUGGGCCUCAGGUUUCAGAGUGGAUGUACUCUUCCAAGGAUCUCAAGUCAGGGUCUUACUGUGAUCCUCUUAGCAGCCUGGAUGAAGAAAGCCCAACUUUAAAAGUUACCCUGUCUCAGGAUCAGGCAGAGAGAGCUCACAGUCUGCCCAGUCCGCUGCAGGCGACCUCUUCAAUGCCCUCAUAUCCUACUCAUCUAGAGAUAAGUAUAGCUACAACAGCAUUAUUUCAAGACGACAUAGUAACUCCAGAAACAUCAGAUGCAGCCAAACUAAACAUCCCCGUCCUCCUUGUUAGUGAAUGUGAAGCAAAAGAUGCACUAGGGCAAUCUCACAAAUCUCAGGCUCAGUCUAAAUCCAGUGAACCUCCGAUGUUUGGUGCAACGAAACACUCGAAGAUAGAAGAAACAUUAGCUACCAAGCCAACCACUAAACCAAACUUUGCACUACCCACUGCAACCAACGUUGUGCUACCCAAGAUGCCUGCUCCAAAGGAAAUGCAUGAAAGUAUAGAUACAGAUGUGGAGGAAGAGGAAAUAUUUUAUGCAUUUGUUAUCUUCCACGCACCUGAGGAUGCAGAUACGGCCGAGAGCAUGAGGGAAAAACUGGAAAAGGUCAUUAGUAGUGAAGGUGCAACUUUUUCUGGGGACUUUACCAUCCCUGGAAGGAGCACUCUGAUGAGUGUAGAGGAUGCUAUCAACAACUCGGCUUACACUGUUCUGCUGCUUACUCGCAACUUCGACACACGCAUGCAGGAGAUGGAGACAGACUCUGCCCUUAUCAACUCCAUAAAGAAGAAACACAAGGACGGCACAGUUAUCCCUCUGCUGCCACGGGAGAACCCCAUGCCCAAAGAGAUGCUCCCUAUGGUUUUGCAGACAAUAAAUCCACUGGAGGAGAACAAGAGCUUUGAGAGGAAACUACAAAGGGCAUUGUCUCCAGCGAAGAUUAAAAAACAGAAAGAAAUCUGGACUGCAGAGCAGAAAGUGAAAUUGCAGAAAAAGAGACAGGAGACACUAAAGAAUUUAAAACAGCACCAAAAGCAGUUGAUGAGAGAGUCUGCAAGAGCCAAGCUGCUGGAGGAAGAGAACCUGAUGCUAAUGGCACAAAGACUUAAACUCGUCCACAUUGUGCCACAAGCACCGGAUGGUGGCGACGACAGGGUUCGACCACAAAAUAUUCACAUUGAAAAUGCUCAGUACAUUAUGAUUGGUAACGACUCUCAAAUGACCGUGAGUUCUGGUGGAGGUGCAGAUAAAGAUGAUUCAAUUUACAGAGAGGAGGAACAAUAACCUUUAAAGAUGUAGGUUUAAAAAAAGAAAAAUUACAUUUUCUGGAGUCAAUGUAUUUUUAUAAAAUGAAGGAAAUAAUCAUGUUUUUUGUCUAAACACUAAAAUAUCAACCACUGAGAGGCGUUCACUGCAGAUGGUUUCAUUGUAUUUAAACUUGAAAGACAUUUCAAUAAAGUGCCAUCCUAAUAAUUUCAGAAGAGCCGAAAUGAGAGUCUGUUUAGCAGAACAAGCGCUUCAGAUGAAUAUUUAGCAGAGGACUGCCAUCUACUGACCGAUAUGUGAUGUACAUUUCCUGAUGUCAGCAGCUGUAUGAGCCCACUGCGGACCCUAGGGGGCGAUGUUGUUACAUGCUCCUUAUUGCCCUUUACUGGAUCUUUGUGCAGUGUCAUCCUAAAGCGCCACUGUUCUGGUAUCAGCUAAAACAGAUUGAAUAAAAUCUUAAUUAAAAUAUUUUCCAUUUUACUUCGUGUGUGUGUGUGUGUGUGUGCUGAUUUUGAAUCAUUGUGUACAGUUUCGUUUAAGAGAAGCUGUGAAACGUUUUGGUGAUCAGAUCAAGUUUUAAGCACUUUUACAUCACAUUACAGGUCAUUUAGCAGAUGCUCUUAUCCAGAGCCCGUUACAGUGAACUAACUACACAGGACAGUCUCCCUGGAGCAACUCAGGGUGAAGUGCCUUGCUCAGGGGCACAAUGGUGGCAGCCCUGGUAUUGCACUCACAACUUUCUGGUGUUUUAAUUGUAAGACUAACAACUAGACCACUAGACCACCACCGUCCACAACAUUGUUAUCCUUGUCUGAAUGUGACUUUUAUAUCAUCUCAUCUUCCUGUCUGCGAUAACUCUCGUCCAUGUCCGUAGUUACCGAGGACGACAGCAGAAA